GACAGCCAAGGGAUUUUACACCCCAUGCAACCUGCCCAGCACUCGUCCAGCUUUCUGGCUUCCAUUGAACCGUGAUUUCUCAGAUCUGGAGACGUGACUGCAAGCACUUGAGAUCCUUGGAUAAAAUGUGUCUCCAGAGAGAGCCCAACCCCUGUCCUGUAAUAACUGUAGAGCACUUUAAAGAAUCAGCGGUUGCUAAAGGCCUUCCCCUGUAUGCAGACCCCUCCAGAAUACCUGACACAAAGACUCAGAACAACUUAGAAUCCGACUACUUGGCCAGAGAUGGCCCUUCAAGCAAUAGCUCAUUCCACAGCAGUGAAGAGGAAGGGACUGACCUUGAGGGGGACAUGCUAGACUGCAGUGGGUCUCGACCACUCCUGAUGGAAUCUGAAGAAGAGGAUGAGAGCUGCAAGCCUCCCCAGGUGAAGCUGGGAGGAACUGUUCCUUUCGCUCCACCAGAAGUCUCUACUGAGCAAGCAAAAACAGUACAAGCUGGAAGACAGAACCAGUUCCAGCCCCUCACACAGCCAACUCCUGAUGGUCUCAGUGAGCCAGAUGUUUUCGCCACAGCCCCCUUCAGGAGCUCAAGGGUUCCAACUAAUGACAUGGACAUUUUCUCCAAAGCCCCAUUUGUCUCCAAGGGCAGUGUGGCUUCUUCCCAGCCAGAGGAGGCAGACGUGUUCUUGAGAGCUCCUUUUACUAAGAAGAAAAGCAUGGAGGAGUUGACAGUUGUCCAGAGCACCUCCCAGGAGUUGCCCGCACAGGCCAGUCUCCUCAGUCAGGCAGGGGAAGUUCCUCUGCUCUCUGGCCUUGAUAGAGCAGUAUAUGCCUCUGUGCGAGCUCAGUAUUCCAUGGCUGGUUUUGUGCAGCAAUCUAACCUUCCGUCCCAUUCUGUACAAGCAGCAGACCAUCUUGAGAGCAUCUCUCCUAGGGUAUCGUCUCUGGAAUCUGGGGGCCAUCCUAAUGACAGGAACAAAGGACCUCAGCCCCAGAAAGAAGCUGUCUCAGGCCCUGUGGCUGGCAAACCAUUCCGCCCCCAGUCCUUAUCCAAAUAUUCCCGUCACUAUAGCCCAGAAGAUGAGCCAAGUCCUGAAGCCCAGCCCAUUGCUGCCUACAAAAUUGUCUCACAAACCAACAAGCAGUCGAUAGCUGGCUCUGUUUCCAUCACGUCGCUCUCCUCCAGGACUACAGAGCUGCCAGCUGCUGAUCCUUUUGCUUUAGCUCCAUUUCCUUCAAAAUCUGGCAAACAGAAACCUUAAGAGAAGUACCUGAGCCUUAGGUGUCCGUCUUCACCCCACCCGCAGUAGUCGUCAUACCACUCCCAGCUGAGCCUUCCCAGGAAGAAAUGUUACCAAUUAUCAUCUUUCCGUUUCCUGCCUCAGAGCAGAACUGCUUUAGUCAACAAACUCACUUGCAGUGAUACUUAGUUGAAGCCCCUUUAAAUUAUGCUCAUUUGUUUAUAUUGAUUUCUAGACUUUGGGGCAUUUCCAUCUCUUUCACUGAGGCCUUCCACCUCCACCCAGAACUCUGCUUAUGUUUGUCCAGAAACUUUAAGUGCAGAAAUAUUUCACCUCAAUCCAAAGGAGGUCACUUGAUUUGCUAGUUUCAAUUCCUGAAGCCCCUAUUCUGAGUCAUGUCCAUUGAAGAAUCAAAAUUAAUCCCUCCAGGACUUGAUAUGAUACUCUUUAAAGGUGGAGGUUUCUGGAAAGGAAAGCAAGAUAAAAAUCCUAGACAUUAAGAGGAAGUAUAAUCACACAGCUACUAAUCAUUCCUGUAGAACCAGCAGCUCUAAAAGGAUUCUCUGGAUCUGUUUCUGAGUCUGUGUGUAAGCCAGGCUAGCCUCAUGCAUUAGUGUCUGUGGGUGUGUAAUGUGCGUCAGAGCCUUCCCUAUGUAGAAACGAA
Molecule: messenger RNA, 1902 nt
Organism: Tupaia belangeri chinensis (Chinese tree shrew)
Lineage: Eukaryota; Metazoa; Chordata; Mammalia; Scandentia; Tupaiidae
Exons: 2
Coding region: 126-1259 (377 amino acids)
Source: RefSeq, a predicted model, not a curated record